Molecule: messenger RNA, 1882 nt
Organism: Sciurus carolinensis (gray squirrel)
Lineage: Eukaryota; Metazoa; Chordata; Mammalia; Rodentia; Sciuridae
Gene: Parp2
Product: poly(ADP-ribose) polymerase 2
Exons: 16
Coding region: 103-1773 (556 amino acids)
Molecular function (GO): NAD+ poly-ADP-ribosyltransferase activity
Source: RefSeq, a predicted model, not a curated record
GUCGUCUUCUCGCCGGAGCGCAGGCGCGCUGCGUGGUGGGGGACUGUGACCCUGAGCCUGCGAUUCCUGGGAGCGGGCUGAUGACGUCAGCGUCUGGGCUCCAUGGCGGCGCGACGGCGGGCAUUAAAUGAAACCAAGAGACUUAACAAUGGCAACUCAACAACAGAAGACUCUCCUCUUGCCAAGAAAACUAGAACAUGUCAGAAAAAGAAUCCUGAAACUGGAGGAAAGGCUGAUAAGGACAGGACAGAAGACAGGCAAGAAUCUGUGAAAGCCUUAUUGUUAAAGGGGAAAGCCCCUGUGGACCCAGAGUGUACAGCCAAGGUGGGAAAGGCUCAUGUGUAUUGUGAAGGAAAUGAUGUCUAUGAUGUCAUGCUAAAUCAAACCAAUCUCCAAUUCAACAACAACAAGUACUAUCUUAUUCAGUUGUUAGAAGAUGAUGCCCAGAGAAACUUCAGUGUUUGGAUGAGAUGGGGCCGAGUUGGGAAAAUUGGGCAGCACAGUUUGGUGGCUUGUUCAGGUGACCUCCACAAGGCCAAGGAAAUCUUUCAGAAGAAAUUUCUUGACAAAACCAAAAAUAAUUGGGAAGAUCGUGAGAAGUUUGAGAAGGUGCCUGGAAAAUAUGAUAUGCUACAGAUGGACUAUUCCACCAAUACUCAGGAUGAAGAUAAAACAAAACAAGAGAAAUCUCUUAAAGCCCCCUUGAAGCCAGAGUCACAGCUAGAUCUUCGGGUACAGGAACUGGUAAAGUUGAUCUGUAAUGUCCAGACCAUGGAAGAGAUGAUGAUUGAAAUGAAGUAUGACACAAAGAAAGCCCCACUUGGGAAGCUGACAGUAGCACAAAUCAAGGCAGGUUACCAGUCUCUUAAAAAGAUUGAGGAUUGUAUUCGGGCUGGCCAGUGUGGACGAGCUCUCUUGGAAGCAUGCAAUGAGUUUUAUACCAGGAUCCCACAUGACUUUGGACUCCGUACCCCUCCUUUAAUCCGGACAGAGAAAGAACUGUCAGACAAAGUACAGCUGCUAGAGGCUUUGAGAGACAUUGAAAUUGCCAUUAAACUGGUGAAGACAGAACUGCAAAGUCCAGAACACCCAUUGGACCAACACUACAGAAACCUACAUUGUGCCUUGCACCCUCUAGACCAUGAAAGUUAUGAGUUCAAAGUGAUUUCCCAGUACCUACAGUCUACCCAUGCUCCCACACACAAUGACUAUACCAUGACCUUGCUGGAUGUUUUUGAAGUAGAGAAGGAAGGUGAAAGAGAAGCCUUCAGAGAGGACCUUCAUAACAGGAUGCUGCUAUGGCAUGGUUCCAGACUGAGUAACUGGGUGGGAAUUCUGAGCCAUGGGCUUCGAAUUGCCCCACCUGAGGCUCCCAUUACAGGUUACAUGUUUGGAAAAGGAAUCUACUUUGCUGACAUGUCUUCCAAGAGUGCCAAUUACUGCUUUGCCUCUCGCCUAAAGAACACAGGACUGCUACUUUUAUCAGAGGUAGCUCUAGGUCAGUGUAAUGAGCUACUAGAAGCCAAUCCUAAGGCAGAGGAAUUACUUCAGGACAAACACAGCACCAAGGGGCUGGGCAAGAUGGCUCCCAGUCCUGCACACUUUGUCACCCUGAAUGGGACUACAGUGCCCUUAGGGCCAGCAAGUGAUACAGGAAUCUUGAAUCCAGAGGGUUAUACCCUCAACUACAAUGAGUUUGUUGUCUAUAACCCCAACCAGGUCCGUAUGCGAUACCUUUUAAAGGUUCAGUUUAAUUUCCUGCAGCUAUGGUGAAUGUUGAUAUUACAUAAACCAGAGAAGAUAUAAUCUUUAGGCAGGAAAAUGAGUGGUUUUGUACUUUUGAACUUUUUGAUACUUUAUGUAAUAAAAUAAAAAGAGUAUA